CUUCGGGAACAACGACAAAUGAAAAAGAAGCCUGCACCCCAGCUGGUCACUGCGGCGUCGGUCGCGGGGUCUGCUCAGUCUGCAGCAACAGCAGCAGCCACAUUGGCCGCUGCGACGUCGGGCGAUCGAUCGGCUGCCGCUGCCAGUCGACCCUCAGCCUCCGCUGCCAGUGCGUCCGCGUUGCCGGCCACCAUCCCUGCCCGAGCGCCGUCGUCGCCUGCCACGGGCGCGCUGUCGGUCGCCCUCAAGAACACGGACUAUGCGGAGCGCCAGAACAACGAGCUUGAAGUCACUCAGGCCAUCUUCAUGAACGAUUUCAAGCUCGAGCCAAGUACAACGAAUGCGGCCUGGGGGGGUGCCAACACCUUCCCCGCCUUCACCAUUUUCAUUGCGCCAAAAGUCCUCGAGGGGACUGAAGCACACGUUUCGCUUGAGCUCUUCAUCCGCUUCACCCGCCAUUAUCCAGACAAAGUGCCAGAGAUUCAGUUAAAGGCUGUGAAGGGCUUGAGCUUGGAGCGUCAGUCCGAACUACGCGGUCUCCUCGAAAAGCGGGCUCAUGAGCGAAGAGGAACCGAGAUGGUGCACGAGCUCGUGAUGGAUGCACAAGAGUUUCUCGAGAAGCACAACCUGCCACCGCAACUCUCCUUCUACGACCAGAUGAUGGCCAGCAAGAAGCAAGCCGAGGAAGCGGCUGCAGAGCAAAUCGAGCGCCAGCGCGAGCUCGAGGUGAAAGCCAAGGACGAGGAGAAGAAACAAUUCGACCGAACAGUCCAGGAGGAGAUUCGGAAGAAAGAGAAUGAAGCCAAAGAAAAGAUCAAAAGAAUCAAGGAAGAGCAGCGCAAGUUGGAGGAGGAUGUGCAGCAGGCUCAACAAAAGCCGCCAGUUGCUUCCGUCUCAGCCACAGCUGCACAGCCAUCUACUGCUGCAGGAGGAGCAGCAGCAGCAAAAUCAAAACCGCCGACACAGCCGGUCUCUAUACCCCACGCAGGGACAGAAGUUCCGCAAACAGCUUCGUACCUGCUUUCCUUUGAAUCUGUUGCCACCUCCCCGCCAUCAGCCGCGGCAACAGCUGCCGUAGCAGCCUCGACUGUCACGCCAGCGCAGUCGCCAUCCAAGCUUCCUGGGGGAAUCUUUUCUCUUUCCGACGCCGCCACGAUUCAACGAUGUAAACAAAUUGCAAAGGGACCGCACGGGGCGUGCGUGUACCUCGGGAUACGGAAAGACUCCGGCGAUAUGCUCGCCAUCAAGGAGUACAAGUUGGCUGUUCGCCUGACUGCCAAGGGGAGCUCCUAUGACUCUGAUUCGUGUCAAAUCGGCGCCGCCCGGCAUCUCAAAUCCCUGGCUACGAUGCACCUCGACGUUGAGCACUUGCGUCGCCUCGACCACCCUCAUCUUGUGCGAUGUUUCGGCAUGACCUACUUUAACCAAGCCGAGAACUUUACCUGCACUUUUUACCAAGAGUUCAUUAGCGGCUGCACGAUAGCCGCGUUACUCGUCAAGUUGACGCGCUUGGACGUCGCCACCGUGCGGCUCUACACGACACAGGUUGUGUCAGGUCUCGAGUAUCUCCACAGCCAUGCCAUUGUGCACCAAGCCAUCAAAGCAGCCAACGUUUUCGUGGACAACGAGGGGAACAUUCGCCUGGCCGAUUUCUUGAUCGAGCGACAAAUACGAGAAUUUCAGCUCACCGCACGAGCACCGCCGAGCGAGCCUGUUGCGUACGAGCACUUGUGGGAUCCAAACUCUGUAUGGUCACCUCCAGAGCUCUUCAAUGCCACCAGUAGGUCCGAGCGUUCGCAUCACAGCGCUGGCCUCUCCACAUCGCCCAGCUCCUCAGCUGGUGCGCCGGCACCGCAGUUCAAGAAAAAGAGUGACAUUUGGUCGUUGGGGUGUCUCGUGCUCGAGAUGCUGGCGGGAUCUGCGUUUUUGAACUCGCGCGACCCUCGCACCUCGCCAGAACUUUGGAUUCCGGACAAGAUGCCGAUGGAGGUGGUUGACUUCAUCCGGCAGUGCCUCGACCCCAUUCCGAGCCAUCGUUCGGCCGCUCCCAACCUCCGCACCCACCCGUUUCUGACCAAUUCGCUCAUGCCGGGCAUGUCAAGAACUGGAGACACCCUUCAGCCCAUGCCGUCCUUUGGCAAAAUUGCCAGCGGGUUGGCAGCUGCCAAAGCGCAGCAAGCAUUGACCGCCAAGCCAUCCGAUCUGCCGGCAGGCACCGCCCCGACACAGGGGGCUGUCGAGCCUGCACCCUUCCGUCAAAAACUGACCCUGAUCAUCCCUCCUGGUCCGAUGGGCUCCAAUCGCCCUGCUGCUGCAGCAGCACCGUCCAAGCCUAUCGCGAUCGUGUCCAAGCAGAAAUCCUCGCGCGAUCCUCGGGGACAGUCGCCAGAUGAUCUCUCGACAAGCCCCAUGGCACUCAUGCAGCAACACUUCCAGCAGCAACAAAUCACGCAAGCACGCAUUGCACGGCAACAUUUGAACGAGCUUGCGAGCCUUCCCAAGGCUGCAGCAGCCGCCGUGUCGACUGAGGACUUGCCAGCUCCACAGAUGCCGUCGCGGUACCGAUCCGACUUUGAGGAAGUUGGGUUUUUGGGGAAGGGCGGCUUUGGUGAUGUCAAGAAGGUGCGCAACAAGCUCGACAGCAAAUUCUAUGCCAUCAAGACUGUCCGUCUGGAUCAACACAGUGAGCCCACCAACCGCAAAAUCAUUCGGGAGGUGACGCUGCUGUCUGCGUUGCACCACCAAUACAUUGUGCGCUACUACCAAGCCUGGAUUGAAACGGCCGAUGGCUCUGGCUGGAACUCUGUGGCCAAUCACUCGCUGGACGAUUCCGACUAUGAGGAGGACGAUGAGAGCUUGGGGUCGGAAGAAAGCUCUGACAUCGACCUGGACGAGGACAGCCUCGUUCGGCGCCCCAACAACCGACGCGACGAUUCCUUGAACGACUCGGACGAAAGUAUCUUGUUUGAAAGUGGCUCUGGGCCUGCCAAUUUCGACGACGAUGAUGAAGACACUGACGAGCUUGAUGAUGAUGAUGAAGACGAUGACGACGACGAUGACGAUGAGAACGAUGACGACGACGACGACGACGACGACGAUGACGAUGAAGACGACGACGACGAUGCCGACUCUGAGGAUGAAGACGACGACAUGCAGGAAAUUGUCUUCCAGCGCACUCCAGAUACACGCAAGCUGGCCAAGACCGAGCAUCAAGCGGCACACCUCAAGCGGAUGCAACAGCACGCGCACCAGCAAGCGAAGGGGAAGAAGCGCUUGGCUGAGAAGGCGCCUCUAAAGUCCUCCUCGGGCGCGACUGGGCCUUUCAUUCAGUUUGGCAACUUUAGUUCGGAUGAACAAACAUUGACCGAGCGUUCUGAGACCGGCUCUCCGUCAACGCCCAGCGUCCCGACUCCAGUGCUAUCCGACCUUCCUCGCAAGCAUACGGGUGUCGCCACUGGAGUCCCGGCAGCGGCAACUGCUGUCAACAAAAAGCCCAAGCCUCGUGACGAUCCCCGCCGACCAAUCCAAUACCUCUAUAUUCAGAUGGAGUAUUGCGAAAACACACUUCGGGCGCUCAUUGACGCUGAGCUGUACAAGGACUCGGAGAAGGUGUGGCGCCUCUUCCGUCAAAUUUUGGAAGGUCUGAACUACAUCCAUGGUCAAGGCAUCAUCCAUCGCGAUCUCAAGCCCUCCAACAUUUUCAUUGAUUUCGAAGGCAACGUCAAAAUUGGAGACUUUGGCCUCGCCACCAACUUUGCAGCCGCUGUCGCGCUUGCCGCAGCGGGCACCGGUUCUGCUACUGCUCUUGCUUCCAGUGGGAGCGCGCUCAUGACCGAGGACAGUCGCGAACACCUACCAACCAAGUCACAAUCGCAGGAGCACCUUUUGGGCGACGGUCUGACAAGCGACGUUGGAACCAGCUAUUACAUUUCGCCAGAGCUGCGAUCUCCGUCCUCCGUUCCGGUCGGCGGCACUGCGACUGCGGAUGCCCCUUCCUCCGUCAGCACGGUCUCACUGGUUACUGCACGCACAGUCAAAGGGAAACACGCCACCGGCAAAGGACCGACACCGUCGACCCGCAACCCACACGCGCGUGUCGCGGCAAGCGAGCUUCCGUCCACCACUGCUGUCACAGCCCCUGGAUCCAUUCCUGGCGCUGGAUCUGUCCGCUACAACCAAAAAGUCGACAUUUACAGUCUUGGCGUCAUCUUCUUUGAAAUGUGGUAUCCAAUGACGACCAGCAUGGAACGCGUCGCGAUUCUUCGCAACAUUAUCAAAGCCGAUCCUAUGGUGCCGGAGGAUUAUUCAACCCGAGUCUCCAACGAAGCCCAUCAAAUUCUUGUUUGGUGUCUUGAGCACAAUCCCAAGGCUCGACCAACGGCGGCCGAUAUCCUUGAAUCGCCCAACAUGCCAGCAAAAGCGGAAACCGAGACCUUUAAGGACAUCAAGCGCGCAUUGACGCAGCAAAACUCCGAUACCUACAAUCAAGUGGUCAACUUCCUGUUCUCUCAACCACCCGAUCGCAUGCUGGACUACACGUAUCACGUCGGUUCACAUUCUGUCGGCAUUGUAUCCACCGGAGCGAUUCUCGUUCGAAAUCGCCUUCUCGAGCGCAUGCUUCCUGUUUUCCUUCAUCAUGGUGCAAUCGAAAUGGCGCCGCCAUUGCUUUUGCCAAGCAUUUGCUUGGCGGACACCCCAAACAUUGUCCAUAUGCUCGACAGGAUGGGCAACGUGCUUGCGCUCCCUUACGACCCGACUCUUGGAUUUGCGCGAUACGUGGCCCGCAACAACAUCCACUUCCUCAAGCGAUACCGUGUGGACCAGGUCUUCCGCGAAGGAGUUGCUGCCAACCCGUCCCAGUUCAACGAGGCUGCGUUUGACAUUGUCGACGCAUCGGCCUGCUCUUCGUUGCUGCCCGACAUUGAAGUGCUUUAUACCACCUACGAGGUGCUGCGCGAGAUUCCGACAUCCUCUUCGUUCAACUACACAAUUCGCAUCAAUCACGGCGCCAUCACCUAUGCCAUCUUGCGCCACUGCGGUGUGCCCGAGGACCGCUACUUUGAGGUGUGCAAGCAACUCACACCCGACAAGCUUUCCAUCCUCCAGCUCAAACGCCGCCUUGUCACCGAGCUUCGAGUGCUUGACGGCGCUUCUGCCGAACUGCUGCUUUUGCACUUUGCCAUCAAGGGCACUGUCAAUGACGUGGGUGCCAAGAUCAAGCCGCUGCUUAGCUCGACUGUUCCCGGCGUGUCGGAAAGCGCUGCUCGGGGAUUGCGCGACUUGCGCACGCUGAUGGACUAUGCCAAAUAUUUCGGCAUUCAGCAGGCAAUCUUUCUCGAUUUGUCGCUGGUGCAGCGGCAGCACUACUACAACGGCAUGUACUUCCAGUUUGUGCGACCGGUCGCUCAACGCUCGCCGUCAGCUCCAUCCAAGUCGGGUGACUUUGGUGGACGCAAAUACGACGUUGUCGCGUAUGGCGGUCGUUACGAUCGGCUGGUUCAGUCCUUCCAGUUGCAGCAGGACGAAAUUGCCACCGCCCCUGUGGCGGCCGUUGGAGUCGUCAUUCGCAUCGAGCAGCUCAUGGCAGAUGCGUUCUGGAAGGGGACGUACGAUCCCGACAAGGACUAUGUGCAAGACAUGAUGCGAGGCGUGGGUGUGACGCAUUUCCCGUUUUCUGGCCUUCCACCGCACCUCCAGAGCAUUGCCGGUGCCAAGGGAGACGAAAAGCGUGCCUUGUUGGGCGAGCGUUCCGCUGGGUGCCAGUCGGACGUGCUUGUCUUUGAGGUUGGCAAGAGCGUGUUCGAGGCUCGAUUGCAGUGCGUGCAAGAACUCUGGGCCGCUGGAAUUCGCGCCCAGAUCACCUACGAUCCUUUGCAACGCGAGAAGAUUGAAAGCCUGCAUCAGUUCUGCAAGGAGGCUGGCAUCAACUGGGUGGUGCAGCUCAAGGACCAGGCCGUCAAAGUCCGCAACCUCGAGACCAAGUUUGAAACCGAGGUGGUUCGAGCAGACUUGGCGAAUUUCCUGGUGAAUGCCAUUCGUCAAGCUCAAUCGCAGCCACCCGGCGUUUCUCGUCGCUCAGCCCAGACCGUCCCAACCAGCGAAGGAAGCGCCAGCGAGCAUUCCAAGUAUGCUGGCGGCUCGCAGGGAGGAUCAUCUGCCGCUGGCAGCAUGGACCGAGGCGGAACAUCUCAGCAUGCCACGGGGUCAAGCGGUUCCGCCAGCACAGCAGCGGCUGGAGCAGGAUUGUCAUCGGGCGGUGGCUCGUCCACUAUCUCAUCCAACCUCAGCAGCUCUUCGGGCGUCGCGCAACUCGGCAACCUCAAUGUGGUGAUUUUGUCGCCAGAAAAGCUGCAGCAAAACCGCAAGAAAAAGUACAUUGGCUAUGCGUGGAAUCGGGUGACGCCUCUUUUGCCCUAUCUGGCCGCGCGCGGCAAAAUCGAAGUGGCCGGUGUGGACUUGCCAACGAGCGUGGUACGCGACUUUGUUGGGUCGGUGCGCGUCGCGGAAGAGAGCACAAUUCGGGCGUUCGUCGAGCGCACGGCCAAGUACAAGAAGCAUGUAUCUGGCCUGCUCGACCACGUCAAGCAGUGCGCUGCCUCCGGCUCACCCUUCAUGUUCCUUUACAGCUACUCUGAGGAAACCAGCGAGAUGCUGAUUAUGACGCUCCGAUAAAGCGCCCGCCCUCGUUUAUUUUGUUCUAUAUAUUUUUUCAGCUUUGUGUUCUGUGUGAUUUUGUUUUUUUUGUUUUUGGAAAUUUUAUGUUUUCUGUACUGUA
This is a messenger RNA of Capsaspora owczarzaki ATCC 30864, 6775 nucleotides long. RefSeq names its product eukaryotic translation initiation factor 2-alpha kinase. NCBI's taxonomy places the organism in Eukaryota, Filasterea, Ministeriida, Capsasporidae. The record is from RefSeq and is a predicted model, not a curated record. Gene Ontology annotation, biological process: protein phosphorylation. Gene Ontology annotation, molecular function: ATP binding; protein binding; protein kinase activity. The transcript is spliced from 8 exons. The coding region runs from base 19 to 6672 and encodes 2217 amino acids.